AUGAAAUAAAGACCAACCACUGCGAAAGUUCCAAAAACUAUUGAUUAAAGGGAAAUACAAUAGCUACAUGAUUUAGAUAGUAAUUUAGUUGUUAGAAUCUAGGUCAUUAAUAUUAAUUAAUUGGUAGUAAUCUUUCUCAAUUUACAAUUUUGAAUGAAUUGGGAAAGGGUUCCUAUGGAGUGGUUUAUAAGGUGAAAUCUAGUAUGGAUGGAAAUACCUAUGUUCUUAAGAAGAUUAAUCUAACUCAUCUGAAGCCUAAACAUCAAGGUAUGUGUGUUUCAUAUUAAAAGCUGAGGCACUCAAAGAGGCAUAACUUCUGAGGAAACUGAAACAUCCAAAUAUUAUCACAUAUUAUAUGAGUUUUAUUGAGCAAGACAAUCUUUGUAUCAUUAUGGAAUAUGCCGAAGGAGGAGACCUUUAGAAAGUAGUCAUAAAUAAGCUAUUUAGUUACUAAAAGAUUAUAAGGAGAGAAGAAAAUUUAUGUAAGAGGAAACCAUUUGGGAGAUGAGCAGGGAACUUAGUUCUGCAUUGUAGCAUCUGCAUGAAAACAACAUCAUUCACAGGGAUAUUAAAACACUCAACGUAUUUCUUACAAAAGAUAAACAUGUGAAAUUGGGAGAUUUGGGAGUAUCCAAAAUAUUCAAUUCAGACACAGCACUCUAAGGCACUCGAGUGGGCACUCCUUUAUAUUUGUCUCCAGAACUUGUUUAACAUUAGCCCUAUGAUUAUAAGGUAGAUAUCUGGGCUUUAGGAUGUGUAGUAUUUUAUAUGGCAGCAUUGGAACCACCAUUUUAGGGAGAAAAUUUGAUUGCAUUGGGAUAUAGUAUAGUUAAUAGAGCACCUAAAGCAUUACCUCCUUAAUACUCAACAAGUAUAAAUUGUUUAAGUAAAUUAUGAAAGGACUAAGCCAGUUCAUUUGGAAAUUGCUUGAGAAGAUUCCAGCAUUGAGACCUAGUAUAUAAGAAGUUAAUACAAUAUAUUUCCAAUAAAGAAGUCAGCCAUAAAGAAUUUCAUAGUAGAUUUUUAUUAUUAAUAUAGACAACUUGAUGAUAUAUUACCUUAAGUGUAAUAUCAAUAGCACUAAUAAUAAAGACCAUAAACUUCAAAUCCAAAAUCAUAUGCUAUGUAAGCCUAGGAAACUGAAAAGAUGAAGAAAACAAGGAAACCAUAAUAGUAAGACUUAAUUAGUAAUGGAUCUGAUACUAUUUAUAUGGGAGAUGUUAUUGAUGUAACCUAGAAAUAGGUAGAGAAUGAGCAAAUAUCAAGAGCUUAAUAAUAUUAGUAGUUAUUAAAAGAUCAACAGGAGAAAUUAGAGAAGGAAAGACUUGAAAGAGAGAGGAUAGAUAGAGAGAGAUAAGAGAGAAUGGAUAAAGAGAGAUAGGAGAGAUUGGAGAAGGAGAAAUAAGAAAGAUUGGAAAGGUAAGAGAGAAUAGAAAGAGAGAGAAUUUUGAGAUUAGAGAAGGAGAGAUAAUAAAAAGAAUAAUAGGAAUAAGAAAGAUUAAAGUAAUUAGAAUAAUAAUAAUAAUAAUAAUAAUAAUAAUAAUAAUAAUAAUAAUAAUAAUAAUAAUAAGUCUUAAAGAUUCAAUCUAAUCAUGUUGAACUUUAUAUAUAAGAUAUUGAUGAUAAAUAAUUUCAAGAAGAAAGAAAGAAUUCAUUUUCAUUAGAAUAAGCACCUAAAUUUAAAUUAGAAAUUAAACAUAGUAAACCAUAAAAUACUUAUAAAUCUAAUGUUUAAAUUAGACCUUUAUCAGCAUAAGCAAGAGGGUCAUCAAUUGCAAAUAUAUCUUGUAGGGCUAAACUAAUUCCUGUUCAGUAAAAUUAAUCAGUUAAAGAAGUCAAAAAAUUCACAAUCUUAGAUUUGAAUCCAAAUUCAACUUAACCAUCUUUACAUUAAGAUAUGCCUAUAUAACAGGAACCUUAUAUUAAGUAUCCCAAUACUAAUGGUGGUUAAAAUACUGUUAUUAAUAAUGUGAAUAAUAUCGUAAAUAAUUAACCAAAUAAAACAAAAGAAAAUAUUCGUAUAAAAAGUGCACUUAUUUAAUAAUACUCAAAUAAAAGAUAACAAUAAGAUCAAUAAUCAAAUUAAAUUGUGAAACAUUAUACGUUAAAAGAUUUGGUAGAAUCAUGA
Messenger RNA from Paramecium pentaurelia, 2128 nucleotides. The record is from the annotation of a GenBank genome assembly. Lineage: Eukaryota; Ciliophora; Oligohymenophorea; Peniculida; Parameciidae.